This is a messenger RNA of Hyaloscypha bicolor E, 702 nucleotides long. Its product is annotated as RWD-domain-containing protein. Bases 1 to 702 code for a protein of 233 amino acids. NCBI's taxonomy places the organism in Eukaryota, Fungi, Ascomycota, Leotiomycetes, Helotiales, Hyaloscyphaceae. Gene Ontology annotation, biological process: cytoplasmic translation. The record is from RefSeq and is a predicted model, not a curated record. Gene Ontology annotation, molecular function: protein binding. The transcript is spliced from 2 exons.
AUGGGAAGAGAAGAGCAGAUUGAGGAGCGGGAGGUGCUCGACAGUAUUUUUCCUGAUGAGAUCCAAGCCAUAUCAGAGACUGAAUAUCGAAUAUCAGUUCUCUUAGACAUCAUAAAUGACGAUGACGACGAAUCUGAGCCCCCAACCAUUCUUCUUCAAGUCAAAUACCCCGAAGCCUACCCCGAAGAACCACCCCUCCUGGACCUCCUCCCAAUCCCCAAUGCGCCAGUGCACUCCUUAUUUAGCGUCGCCUCAGACAGAGAAAACCUCCUCGAUGGCCUGAAAGACGCAGUCGAAGAGAAUAUGGGCAUGGCUAUGAUCUACAGCUUGUAUUCAACGCUAAAGGAAAACGCGGAACAACUUAUUGCGGAACGACAGGCGGCUGUGCGGCAUGAGCACGAGCAGAAGCUGCUAGCUGCUGAGAGGGAAGAGAAUAAGAAGUUCCAUGGAACGCCGGUUACGCCCGAGACUUUUAAGAGCUGGCGGGAAGGAUUUAGGAAGGAAAUGGAGGCACUGAGAAUCAAGCAAGUGGAAGAGGAUGAAGCAGCGGACAAGAAGAGGAACCGGGGGAAGGAUAUUGUAGUUCAGUUAACGGGAAAGCAGCUUUGGGAGAGAGGCUUAGCAGGCAAGGCUGAGGAGGACGACUUUGAGGGUGACGAUGGGUUGGUGGAAGAUGUAGAGGACCUGAAGGUUGAAGAUUGA